This is a messenger RNA of Spea bombifrons (plains spadefoot toad), 2628 nucleotides long. It is a transcript of the gene PPP1R37, whose product is annotated as protein phosphatase 1 regulatory subunit 37. Gene Ontology annotation, molecular function: protein binding. Lineage: Eukaryota; Metazoa; Chordata; Amphibia; Anura; Pelobatidae. The record is from RefSeq and is a predicted model, not a curated record. The transcript has 13 exons. The coding region runs from base 126 to 2561 and encodes 811 amino acids.
GUUUUUUAACAUUAUCGGUAAAGCAUAACACCCCUGGUGUCUGUUAUGCCCCGCAGGCAUUGAUGCCCCACAGUCUUCUUGUCUUCCAUUAAGAUGGCAUCAGUGGCUGGAUAAGCUUUCUUGCUAUGGAGAUGCCUGGGGCUGUGGAGAAUGCAGAUUUACCCUCUGAGGGCUCACCACAGAAAGUGGACUAUGCAGAAAAGGAGGAAAGCGAAGCCCUGUCCUCUCCCACAAAGGACGACUCCGUGGAAGGGAUAUGUUACAAUCACUACACGAAGCAAGAUCGUGGCGCAGAGGAUGAUGUGGUGCCCGCUGAGGAGCCUGCGCAAGAGGUCAUGCCUGAGAUCAUAGGAGCAGAACUGAAAGUAGAUUUAAAUGCUGGCGCUCCCUCCCAAGAGAGGAGCCAAGAACAUUCAGAUGAGACAUCUCCCAACAUCACACCUACAAGCGGUCCGGAUCAUGAAGUCCCAUCCCAUGGGACCCAACAGGUGUCUCAGUCUGCUGAAAUGGAACCACACAACAGUGGGGAGGGGGGAGAAAUUAAUUCAUUAUCUACGGAAGGAGCGGACCAAGGGAAUGCUGGGAACGGGGCUAAGAAUGAAGGGGCGCCGGAGGAAGACAAUGGACGGAAUAAGCAAGGGCCUAAAAGGGUAACCUUUCCAUGUGAUGACGAUAUUGUCUCUGGUGCCCUAGAACCAAAAGACCCAUGGAGACAUGCUCAGAACGUGACUGUGGAUGUCGUGAUUUCAUCUUACACCCAAGCCUGCCAGAAGCUCAACUGCAAGCAGAUCCCCAAACUUAUUCGCCAGCUGCAGGCGUUGACUGACCUCUCAGGGAGAGUCGAAAGCCUGGAUCUGAAAGGAGAGCGCUUAGACCAUAAGGCUUGUGAGGCCUUGGAGGAGAUCUUCAAACGUGUGCAGUUUAAGAUGGUGGACCUGGAACAGACCAACCUGGACGAAGAUGGAGCCUCGGCAUUGUUUGACAUGAUAGAGUAUUAUGAGUCUGCGACGCACCUCAAUAUCUCCUUCAACAAGCACAUCGGCACUCGGGGCUGGCAGGCUGCUGCCCACAUGAUGCGCAAGACAAAUUGUCUACAGUAUCUGGAUGCCCGUAAUACUCCGCUGCUAGACCACUCGGCUCCGUUUGUGGCCCGCGCGCUUCGCAUUAGUAGUAGCUUAACAGUUUUACACCUGGAGAACACUAGUCUGUCUGGGAGACCCUUAAUGUUAUUGGCCACAGCCCUGAAAAUGAAUAUAGUGUUACGGGAAUUAUACCUCGCUGAUAAUCGACUUAACAGCCUCCAGGACUCGGCCCAGUUAGGGAAUGUCCUGAAGUUUAAUAGCUGCAUACAGAUCCUGGACUUGCGGAACAACCAUAUUUUGGACUCAGGUCUGGCGUACAUUUGCGAGGGGCUGAAGGAGCAGCGGCAGGGCCUGGUCACACUGGUCCUCUGGAACAACCAAUUGACCCACGCCGGCAUGGUGUACAUGAGCAUGUGCCUGCCUCACACCCAGACGUUGGAGACUCUGAACCUCGGUCACAAUGCUAUAGGUAACGAGGGGGUCCGUCAUCUAAAGAACGGGUUGAUUGGUAACCGCAGUGUCCUCCGCCUUGGACUGGCUUCUGCCAAACUGACCUGUGAAGGCGCUGUAGCUGUUGCCGAGUUUGUGGCUGAGUCCCCCCGUCUUCUUCGUCUUGACCUAAGAGAGAAUGAGAUAAAGACUGGUGGCUUGAUGGCAUUGUCUCUGGCCCUCCGGGUCAACCAGUCCCUACUCAGGUUGGAUCUAGACAGAGAACCCAAGAAGGAAGCGGUCAAAAGCUUCAUCGAAACUCAGAAGGCCCUCUUGACAGAGAUACAGAAUGGCUGCAGGCGAAACUUUGUGUUGGCUAAGGAAAAAGAGGAACGCCUCCAGCAAUCGGCCUCUAUGGUGGAAAUUGCUUGCCCUGCCUCAGAAGAUCCUAAUACUGCACUUGAGGAAACGAGCCAUUCACCGGAGGAUUCUGUCACUGCCCAGGAGGAUUCUGUCACUGCCCAGGAGGAUUCUGUCGCUGCCGCAGAGGAGUCCAGCACCCCUCUUCAGUGUGGCUUACAAUCUACAGAGGACCAGCAAGAUGGAGAUAUCACGACUGCUGUAGAUGCUCAGGAUGAGGGAUCAGACUCUGAUACCGAGGAGGAGGAGGAGGAGGAAGAAGUAGAAAAAAAGGAGGAGGCAAGAAGGGAAGAAAAACCAGUGGGUCCCCAAAUCCAGGGCACCCCAGGGCAAGUGGCAGUUUCCAGCCCUGGUAGAGGCCAUAAGGUGUUCUUGGUGACACGGGUGGAGAAUCAAAUUUCCACACAAGGGGGGAGGGAAAACAAGGAGCUGCCUGUGACCCAGGAUGGAGCAAAACAGUCUACAGGAGUUCCUGCGCUCGCCAAUGGACUGGAGACACAGUUUGGACAGGCAAAGCAGUCCUGCGAUGGCAAGGAUUCCCGUGAGAUAUAUACGGACACGGAAUUGGAAGCUUUGUUACAUGAUGCUUCAAGAGAGCCAGACCCCUCGCUCAACAUUGUAACGCUCUAAGGAUCAACUGUUGCUUCCUGGGAUUCCAUCCACUCAACGCCCCGGAUCGUUGUAAAACCCUCGCCUU